Messenger RNA from Megalobrama amblycephala (Wuchang bream), 3287 nucleotides. RefSeq lists its product as uncharacterized. Gene Ontology annotation, biological process: regulation of apoptotic process. Gene Ontology annotation, molecular function: ATP hydrolysis activity. Bases 14 to 3151 code for a protein of 1045 amino acids. Lineage: Eukaryota; Metazoa; Chordata; Actinopteri; Cypriniformes; Xenocyprididae. The transcript is spliced from 5 exons. The record is from RefSeq and is a predicted model, not a curated record.
AAAUCUCUGCAGCAUGGCGUGUGCACAGCAAUCUGCUAUUGAAUACCUCAAAAAUGCCAGGAGAAACCUGGUGACUGAUAUGAAAAACAUUCAACUGAUCAUUGAGAAUCUUUAUCAGCAGAAUGUUUUCAAUGACCAUGAUAUUGAUUCUCUCAAAGCCGAGAGGACAGAGUUUGAUAAAGCCAGAUGUAUAUUGGAUUGGGUCACUAAAAAAGGGGAUGAGGCCAGUUAUGAAUUACUCAGAAUUUUGGAUGUCACUAAGAAGAGAACAUUAGAUCCUGAUUUACACUCCUGGGUCAGCUGUUUUCCCUUCAGAUGGGAAGAUACAGAGGUCAGCUAUUCAGUUGGUACAAAGCCCUGUCAAAACUACCAGACAGCGCUCAAGAAAAAAGCAAAAAGUAUGCUGAAGGACCAAAGGGAAUGUUGCUGUAAAAAUCUGGAUGACAAGGCACAAGUAAACUUCCAUUUUAUACCUCUUGUUUUAGAGACAGACUCUGUGGUGAAAACUCCUCAAUGCAAAAUAAAAUGGAAAAACAAAAAAUACAAAAAGCUACGGCCCAAAAAGCUGAGAGCUUACAUUCCUAAUGAGGAACAAGCACUUUCACCUGAUGAUCUCCUGAGAUGCCAAGAUAAGAACAUCCUCCUCAUAGGAAAACCUGGAAUAGGAAAGACUACAGUUGUCCGGGAAAUAAUGCGUCUGUGGGCAGAGAAAGAUGACAGAGAGCUGGACUACAUGUUUUACUUUGAUGAAAGUGUUUUGGCCAGUUCUAGCAAUGAAGAUUUGGAAUCUAUUUUGUUUAAAGUGUAUUUGAAACCAAUGGAUAAAGACAGGAAAGAAGUAUUUCAAGAUAUUGAGGAAAACUCUGAGAAUGUUGUUCUUGUAUUGGAUGGUGUGACAUAUUUGGAAAAAAAAUCCACCUUAUGGAAGAUCAUGAACCACGAGCUCCUGCCUGAUGCCAAAAUUAUAAUAACAUGCAGAUCAGAGGUGGAAUAUGAUCCACUUUUCUCCAGCUGGCCGACACGGAAAGUGUAUGUCCAAGGAUUCAGUGAAGAGUCUAUCAACACUUACUACCAGAGUAUGUUGGGUCACGAUCCUGUUCUUCUAGAUGUUGUUUUAAAGAAUCAAGAGCUGUUCAGUCUCAGCCAUGUGCCAAUGUAUGCUUUCAUGAUUGUAGACUUGAUUCAGUUUAAAAAUGACAACAUUUUCAACCAUCCACUCACAGUCACAGAAAUGUACAUCCACAUUUUCCGUGUUGCUGUGAAGAAAGAAAUUGAGCAAAUAGAUAAAUACUUGAACGACAUCAAAGAUCAGGUUUAUUUCUUGAUGGAAAAUGCAUUCAAUGCAACUAAACAAAAAACUUUAAACCUUAGCUGUGAGAAGACAGAUAUUUUUUGUUGUGCUUUUCUUAAGAUGAUCACAAUAAGAGACUCGCCUACAUCUGCAACAACGUACUGCUCUUUUCUCCACAACACAAUGCAGGAAUUCUUCUCAGCUUUGUGGCUUCUUGGACAUCCAGAUGAAAUUGAGAAAGUCCUCCAACUCUGUCAGACUGAAGAGAAUAAACACAUGAGACAUGUUCUUCCUUUCUUAUGUGGACUUCUGGGAGAACACAACAUUUACCUCAUCAAGUGUCUCUUCCCAGAGGAUCAGAUCAAGAAAACCUCUGAUUGGUUCAUUGAGAAGCUUUUGGACACUUUCCUUCAGCCUCAGAGUGAAAGUGAAGGGUUUGAUCUUCACUAUGUGUGUCAGUGCUUGUAUGAGCUCCAGUCUCCUAAAGCAUGUUUAAUGUUCCUGGAGAAGAUGGACCAUCAGCUUGAGCCUGAAGGAGAUCUUGACCCUCAUCAGUGUUGUGCUUUGGCUUAUGUGAUCAGUCAGUCCAGAGAUAAAGAGGUUUAUCUGAAUCUGGAGGACUGCUCCAUGACUGACGUGGGAAUGAGAAUGAUGCUCAGAUGCUCACCAAAGAUCAGAUUAAAGAUUUGUAAAGAACCACUGAAGCAAAUCAAAUUCUUUCUAGAAUUCUUCCAUAAAGUGUCUCAGUGCAGUUGCUCCUUUUUUGAUCUGAGACCCAGAAACAACCCAGAACUGUGUGACACACUGCUGGAUCUUUACUUACAUGUGAAGAACUAUGAGACUCAAACAGGCAGGAGCUUCCUUCCAGCAUUACAGUCACUUUUCCAGUCACCUGAUGUCUGGAUCAUAGAUCUCUCACAGAGAAAGACCUCCGUCCUCCUGGAAGUGCUGAAACUCCAAACAGAGAAGAAACCAUUAGAUCUGAGAGGAUGUUCAGAGGAAGAGAGUGAAAUGAAGAGUUUCCUUCAGUGUCUGCCCUACAUCUCACAGCUGAGAUCAAAUCUAUGUGAAAAACCACUGAAACAAAUCACAUUCUUUCUAGACUUCUUCCAUAAAGCAACACAGUGCUGUUGCAACCUUUUUGAUCUGAGACCCAAUAACAACCCAGAACUGUGUGAUGUACUGCUGGAUCUUUGCUCACAUGUGAAGAACUAUGAGACUCAAACAGGCAGGAGUUUCCUUCCAGCAUUACAGUCAGUUUUCCAGUCACCUGAUGUCUGGAUCAUAGAUCUCUCACAGAGAAAGAGCUCUGUCCUCCUGGAAGUGCUAAAACUCCAAACGGUGAAGAAACCAGUAGAUCUGAGAGGAUGUUCAGAGGAAGAGAGUGAAAUGAUGAGUUUCCUUCAGUGUCUGCCCUACAUCUCACAGCUGAGGUUUGACUAUUGGAAUAGUAGUCAUGCAGUGCAGUUUCUUCUGAUACUCUUCAUUAAAGCAGCAGAGACUGAGAAACAGACAGGAGAGGAGAUGCUGAAACUGUUAUCACCAGUCUGCAACUACAGAUCUUUUCCUUAUUGGUGGACUGACAGAAAUAAACAGAGUGAUUUCCUGCUGGAUCUUUGCUCACAUGUGAAGAACUAUGAGACUCAAACAGGCAGAAGUUUUCUUCCAGCAUUACAGUCAGUUUUCCAGUCACCUGAUGUCUGGAUCAUAGAUCUCUCACAGAGAAAGACCGCCGUCCUCCUGGAAGUGCUGAAACUCCAAACAGUGAAGAAACAAGUAGAGCUGAGAGGAUGUUCAGAGGAAGAGAGUGAAAUGAUGAGUUUCCUUCAGUGUCUGCCCUACAUCUCACAGCUGAGGUAAGAUAUUUUACAGCCUCUUGCUCAAUAUGUAUUAAAAGCUGGAGUAGGUUUCUGUGUUUAUGUCAAAGGAGUUUGAUAUAUACAGUAUAACUUAUCAAAAAGCAGGAGGAUUGUCAUUAGUCAGCGUGUCACAGUCA